Chara braunii is the source of this 1315-nucleotide messenger RNA. NCBI's taxonomy places the organism in Eukaryota, Viridiplantae, Streptophyta, Charophyceae, Charales, Characeae. The record is from the annotation of a GenBank genome assembly.
GCGGCCGUCGCAGCCGUUAGGAAGAAAGGCAGCAAGAACACAGAAGACGGCGAGCAAGGGAUGAAGACAUGGCUUGCAGAGAAUUUUGGCGCCAAAUUGAAGAAGAUCUAAAAAAAACUAGAUUUCGUUGAUCGAAAAACAAUAGUCGCAGACACGGAGAGGUAGCGGAUGAUACAGAUGAUGGCGGAACUUGAAGCCAAUGGCAAGGGUGAAGGGAGUAGUGAGAAGCGAAAAAGGAUUGUAGGCGUGAAUUCCCCGAUAGCGGAUGGAAGGAAGUCGCACUCUCGUUCGAGGAGCGGAGGUAUCAAGAUCCGCCAACCAAGUAUACUAGUAUCGUCUGACGAAGAUACUAAGGGCAAGCGACGAAACGCGAUAGCUGAAGGGCAGCUGAAACAUGCGUCGAAGGAAGCUGCCAAGUUGAAUGCUGUCAAACUUGAAGAUGUUCUUAAGAUGCUUCAUGAUAUCGCCGACAAAGCAAAUACGGGCUCAUCGAAGACGGUUGCAAGCGCAGAAGACCCGACAACUGGGAAAUCUAGUGCUGUGCAAAAUGAGGAGGUGGAACGCGUGAAGAGCGAGAAAAACGGAAAAAGUGAUGAGUCGGACGAGGAAGAGACUGAUAAGCUGCGUGUGAAUCGAGGCUGCCAUUUUGGUGGAACACGACGAGAGAAUGAGAUCAUUGAAUACAUGAGGCAACGUCUGGACCAUUAUAUGGACAUGAAUGGAAAAAAGGUGAAGAGUUUGUGUCAGAAACGAGGCAUUAAGUGGGCUAGAAAAGACAAGGGAGCAUGGGAACUCGCCAAGCAAGAUACCAAAGAAUUCACUCGGCUGAUGAACGGGGAUGAAGACGGCGACGCCGACGAUGCAGAUACUGAGACUGAGUCAACCCACGAAGAGCCAAAAGACAACGGUGUGAGAUCUGAUGGAUCUGACGAUGUGUUGGGAAAGUAGUCCCGACAAGAAGAAGUUUGUUGCGUGCGCUACGACGUAUUUGCACCACUAUUCCUGAGUACGAUGAAGCUGACAGGGCCUUACUCGAGUUUGUUUUUCGGAUCGGGACAUUGCUCUCGUGUUUUUUGGAAUACAAGCGAUGGGGUUUAACGUUUACCAAGUACUGGGGGGAAUUAGAUGUCGAUGUACUCACGACCGGGAGGGUUUCUUCGUGCAUUUAUGUAUUGAUUUCCCCUUUUUGCAAACUGACGUUUGUUGGUCAAACUGGGCGGUGCCUUUCUGAGAGAUGGCGAGAGCAUGUUCGUGCCUCUCUAGACGGAUCUAUUUAUAAAGUACAUAAAUGGAUUAAUAAAAUAAGACAGGAAAC